CGGCGGCGCUCUUUUUGGGACAAUAUUUUCACAAACUGGCGGUGCAGGAAACACGGUGCACGGAAGGAGGCACCGUGCGCGCCGGCGUAUGGGAGGAGACACGGUCCUCGUCGCAUGGUUUAGUCCUGGUUAAAUCCUGGUUUAGACCAGGUUUAGACCUGGUUUUAGUCCUGAAUUCAGUCCUGGUUUAGUCCGAGUUUUAUUUCUGGUGUAGUCCUGAUUUUAGUUGUGGUAUAGAGGGGUGGCCCACGCAGCAUACUGCGAGAAUACACGGUCUAGAGUAGCCUUAGUUGACUUUAAAGUGUAGUCUUUUGUGUUUCUUUAAAUCCACUCUCAGUGGAUAAGUGUGUUUGUGUGUGUGUAUAUAAUAUAUAUUAUAUAUAGAUAUAGAUAUAUAGAUAGAUAUGGCAAAUCAAACACCAUUUUGUAUUGAAAAAAUAAUAAUUAAUUGAAGUAAUGACCAUUAACAUGGGGCUCUCAUAAGAGAUGAGAAACCUGUUAUAUGCAUUUCCUGAAAACAAGGUUUAAUAGAACAGGAAACUGAAAGUAAACUGUCAGUGCACUGGUGCCACAGAGAGAGACAAGACUCAGCACCCCGAGAACCAAAGCUCCAAUGGCAACUGCAGCAGACAGGAGGAUUGUGCUUCUGGGUAAGACUGGAGCUGGCAAGAGCAGCCUGGCCAACACUAUACUUGAAGAUGGUAGUUUGUUUAAAGUCUGUCACUCCUCCACAUCUGGAACAGUGAUGUGUCAGUCUGAGAUCAAAACAGUGCAUGGAAGAAAUGUGCAGCUAAUCGAUACUCCUGGACUUUUUGAUACCGAUUCAAAUGCCCCUGAUUUAAAAAAGGAGACUCUUAAUUGCAUGAUUGAGUGUGCAGAAGGAGUCCACGCCUUUCUGCUGGUGCUCAAAGUGGAGAGGUUCACCAAACAGGAGCUGUCUGUGGCUGAAGUUAUCAGUAAAAACUUCUCAGAAGAGGCUCUCAAAUACACCACCCUGGUCUUCACUCAAGGUGAUCAGCUGGAAGAGGGGGUCACUAUAAUGGAAUGGGCCAUAGAUAAUGAAGCCCUGAGCACCCUGGUUCUGAAAUGUGGAGGUCGCUGUCAUGUGUUUGAUAAUAAAUACUGGAACAACAGCAGUGAUCUAUACAGGAACAACCAGUACCAGGUCAGAGAGCUGCUCAAGACCAUUGACCAAACUGUGCAAAAGAAUGGAGGAAGAUGCUACACCAAUGAGAACCUUGAAAAAAUGAAAGAAAAACUACAACAAGAGAAAAUGAUAAUAAAAUCAGCACCACAGAACGCCAGCCUGUCUGAGCAGCAGGUCGAGGAAAUGGCCAGAGAAAACACCUUUUCAUUUUUCUGGCCCUUAAUGGUUGGUGGGGUGGGAGCACUCCUGGGAAUUGUGGGAUUUCUUAAGUUACGCUAGGGAAGACGUUUAUGUUUGGGUAAAAAGAAAAAAAAAAGAAAAAAAAAGAAAAACUGGAGUAUUGCUCAGAUUUGUCUUUCAGAUCAUCAUCAUAGCUGUGUCUCCAAGACACAGAGAAUAGUUUCUUCUCUUUUUCACUGUUCAUUUGAAAUGGUGUCACAUUGUUUGGGAUUUAUGGUGCGAAUGGUGUGGCCUAUUUCACAGAUCAUUUUAUACACUUUUAAUACAUUGCUUUGUAUAGGACUUUGACUUGGUUUUGGAUAUGUUAGUGCACAGAAAAUAUUUGGUUCAGUUGUUACUGCUACAGCAACAAACAAAUAAAGUCUGAGUGAUUGAGGACA
This is a messenger RNA of Boleophthalmus pectinirostris (great blue-spotted mudskipper), 1767 nucleotides long. RefSeq names its product GTPase IMAP family member 7-like. Gene Ontology annotation, molecular function: GTP binding. The record is from RefSeq and is a predicted model, not a curated record. Bases 614 to 1426 code for a protein of 270 amino acids. Lineage: Eukaryota; Metazoa; Chordata; Actinopteri; Gobiiformes; Gobiidae. The transcript has 2 exons.